AUGGCUGAUCAGCUGACCGAACAGCAUAUUGCUGAGUUCAAGGAAGCUUUCUCCCCAUUUGACAAAGAUGGCGAUGGAGCCAUCACAACAAAGGAACUUGGAACCGUCAUGAGGUCACUGGGUCAGAACCCAACAGAAGCCGAGGUUCAGGAUAUGAUCAACGAGGUGGAUGCUGACGGAAAUGGCACCAUCGACUUCCCAGAAUUUUUGACUAUGAUGGCUAGAAUAAUGAAAGAUACAGACAGUGAAGAAGAAAUUCACGAGGCAUUCCGAGUCUUCGACAAGGAUGGCAACGGUUACGUCAGCGCGGCGGAGCUACGUCAGGUCAUGACCAACUUAGGAGAAAAACUAACAGAUGAAGAAGUAGAUGAAAUGAUCAGAGAAGCAGAUAUUGAUGGAGAUGGGCAGGUCAACUAUGAAGAAUUCGUACAGAUGAUGACUGCAAAAUGA
Molecule: messenger RNA, 450 nt
Organism: Neomonachus schauinslandi (Hawaiian monk seal)
Lineage: Eukaryota; Metazoa; Chordata; Mammalia; Carnivora; Phocidae
Product: calmodulin-1-like
Exons: 1
Coding region: 1-450 (149 amino acids)
Molecular function (GO): calcium ion binding; enzyme regulator activity
Source: RefSeq, a predicted model, not a curated record